Messenger RNA from Pelagomonas calceolata, 1504 nucleotides. NCBI's taxonomy places the organism in Eukaryota, Pelagophyceae, Pelagomonadales, Pelagomonadaceae. The record is from the annotation of a GenBank genome assembly.
GCAGCCGGGGCCGGCAUCGACUCUCUAAGCGCGCAGUUGUGGAUCUACUUACGGAGGCUGAGUGCGAGGCUCGGCCGUUCAUCUCCUUCGACUGCAAUUUAAAACUGUGCAUAGGCAAGCGACCAGGAGCCAGCAAACGCUCUGACUAAGCAGGCUCUGACCAGCUGCCACGCCGUCGGCGCUGCAUAAUUAAUUCGAGCGCAGUCAUGCGUUUGCCAUUAAUCAUACUAGUCGCUGCCACAACCCAAGCUUUCAAAUCGAGCUUUAUCAACCUCGGCGGCGUCCGGCACCACGUCCGCGACAGCGGCGAGACGGACGGCCCACUCGCGAUUUUCUUCCACGGCUUCGCGGGCUCUGCUGCGAGCUUCGAGGACGUGGCUCCGCUGCUCGCAGCUAAAAAUGUGCGCUGUAUUGGCGUUGACCGCGUCGCGUUCGGCCUAACAGAACGACCUGCUCCGGCGUCGCUGCCAGCGCCGCCAAAGCUCCCGGGCAGCGCCACGCUCGCCGCGUCGCUCGAAGGAGGCGGUGGUCCGCAGUACCUCGCGGGCGGGCUGCUGCCCGAGGCGCGCGCGGCGAUCGCUUCGGGCCUCCGGCGGCCCGAAACGCUGGCGCCGAGCUUACCCUGGACGCUUGCCGGAUUCCGAGGCGACCCCUACGCGCCCGAGUUCCAGCUGAAGGCCCUCUCGACGCUGCUGCGGCGGCGCCUCGCGCCGCGAGAACGCGACGUCUACGUCAUUGGCCACAGCGCGGGCGGACCGUACGCGCUGCGGGCGUGUUCCGACCUCGUGCUGCCGCGCGGGCAUGCGGUGAAGGGCUGCGCGUUGAUCGCGCCGGCUGUCUUGGAUCCGCGGGAGGAUCCCGAAGCCUACGCCGACUUCGACGCGCCGCCGCUCCUGGAUCUGCCCGACGCUCUGCCCGAGUCGCUCAGGAAUCGCGCCGAAACUGAAGCGCGGAACGCUGCGUUCGGGACGCUCUUGGCCCUUCCAGACGCCUUCGCGCUGCCCACCGCGCGACGCAUUGCGGAUGAUCGAAACUUCACAGAAGCUGUCUUGGGGCAAAUGCAUCCGCGCAUGGGCGCUCCGGAGCACGAGAAGACGUAUGUUCCAGCGUCCUAUUCUAAAUUCAACCGGCGAGCGGGGGUCAGGAAACGCCAUCAACGCGACUCAUCACACAGGAUCAGACGAUGCGUGGCCAAGUACACCGAGCCGCUGGAGCUCGAAGCCUGGGACGUCGGGCUCUUACGCCACUACCGCGCCGAGCGCGCGUCCGAAGCCGAGACCGGUCGCGCGCUGAUCGAGCGAGCGAAAGGGAGUGCAAGAUUUCUGACCGUGACGGGCGACGUCGACCGCAUCGUUCCCGCUUCUGCUACUGCAACGGUGGCGGAUCUGUUAGGAGCGGAGGCGCGGACGAUCGCCGACACGGGUCACCUGCCUCUCGACGAACGGCCCCAGGAAGUCGCGGAUGUGCUGUUGGAGUUCAUUAGCUCGUAAGUAUUUAACUGUUA